Molecule: messenger RNA, 1263 nt
Organism: Vigna angularis (adzuki bean)
Lineage: Eukaryota; Viridiplantae; Streptophyta; Magnoliopsida; Fabales; Fabaceae
Exons: 3
Coding region: 111-1088 (325 amino acids)
Biological process (GO): lipid metabolic process
Cellular component (GO): membrane
Molecular function (GO): oxidoreductase activity, acting on the CH-CH group of donors
Source: RefSeq, a predicted model, not a curated record
AUUUACAAAAGUAUUUGUCCUAAUUCCUCUAUAAAAGAGGAAGCUAUAAACGCAUACAUUCAAUACAACAUAGGAUCAAAUCAAAUUGAUUCAAAGGGCCAGACAACAAUAUGUCAAGUUGUUGCAAUUUGAAGAACGCUGUGAUAGCAUUUUUGGUUCCACUUCCCUCCAUCUUCUUCUACCUCUCAUUUCUCAACCACUACGACUCACCGAAUUCUUCCUCAUCUUGGUCAAGUUUAUGGUCAUGGUGCUAUCACCACCCUCUUGUAUUAGCCAACACUCUCUUCUUCCUCAACGUCAAUGUUCUCUUCUGGGUCAUAGGCCUAAUCCAGUCCAGCCACUGGAUGAUUGACCCCUAUUGGACUGUGAUACCUGUGAUGCUUGUUCACUACUAUGCCACUCACCCUUUGGCUAAUUAUGAUUUGUGGAGGUCGAGGAUCGUGGUUUUAUUGACUUGGGUGUGGAGUGUGAGGCUCACUCAUAACUAUUUCAGGAGAGAAGGGUGGCAAUGGGGUGCCAGAGAAGACUGGCGUUUCACUGAGAUGAGUGAACAGUACGGAAAGCAAUGGUGGUGGAUUUCAUUCUUUGCAGUCUAUGUCUCCCAACAGAUGUUUUUGAUUGCAUUGUCCCUUCCCUUGUAUGCGGUCCAUACUGUCAAUCAGCCAUUGAGCAUGUGGGACUUGGUAGCUACAGCUGUCUGUUUAUGUGGCAUUGUGAUAGCAUACUUUUCUGAUACACAGCUCUAUGAGUUUGUGAAUAGAAACAACAAGCUGAAGGAGCUCAGUAAACCUGUGGCUCCUGUUCUUGACAGUGGCUUGUGGUAUUACUGCCGGCAUCCAAAUUACUUUGGUGAGCAGCUGUGGUGGUGGGGGCUGGCUGUGUUUGCAUGGAAUCUGGGACUUGGGUGGACCUUUAUUGGAGCUUUGGUUAAUACUAUGUGUUUGGCUUAUGUGACUAAGCUUGUGGAGGACCGAAUGUUGAAAAAAGAAAGUAGAGCAAAAGCGUUUAGACUAUAUCAAAAGACAACUUCUGUGUGGAUACCUUGGUUCAAGUCCCCUCCUUCAGGAGUUAAAAAUAAGAAUGUUUGAUCUUUUCUUGGUGCAGUGGUAAUGGUUGCUUUUGUAAAACUAUCAUUUUUGUAUCUUAUAAAUGUUGCUUGGUUCUUAUUUAUUUAAUGAAAUCAGAAAUGGUACGUGUUCUAUAUAUGUAUUUUGCUGUAAUGUUGUAUAAAAUCGUAAUGCAUCCGCUACAUUUGGAGUUGUA